Molecule: messenger RNA, 1646 nt
Organism: Carlito syrichta (Philippine tarsier)
Lineage: Eukaryota; Metazoa; Chordata; Mammalia; Primates; Tarsiidae
Product: ATP-binding cassette sub-family A member 13-like
Exons: 10
Coding region: 198-1646 (482 amino acids)
Biological process (GO): lipid transport; transmembrane transport
Cellular component (GO): intracellular membrane-bounded organelle; membrane
Molecular function (GO): lipid carrier activity; ABC-type transporter activity
Source: RefSeq, a predicted model, not a curated record
CAUUUUGCUUGAAACUUUAUCAGGAAAUUCUACAGUCCCCAAAUGGAGCUUUGGUGUGGUCUUUCCUAAAACCUGUAUUACAUGGAAAAAUACUAUACACGCCAAGCACUCCAGUGAUUAACAAGGUCAUUCAAAAGGCUAAUUACACAUUUUAUUUUGUUGACAAGCUAAAAACUUUAUCAGAAACGCUGCUGAAAAUGUCCAGCCUUUUCCUGAGAAGUGGAAACAGCCAGAUGUUUAACCAGCUGCAGGAAGCCCUGAGAAACAAAUUUAUAAGAAACUUUGUAGAAAGCCAGCUGCAUAUUGACGUAGGCAAACUUACUGAAAAACUCCAGAUAUACGGUGGGAUGCUGGAUAAGAUGUUUGACCAUGCAAAAGCUGGGCACUUCCUUUCCUUGGGCAACAUCUUGGUCAACCUCUCUUCUUGCGUGGCGUUGAACCGUUUCCAGGCUGUGCAGUCUGUCGACAUUCUGGAAACUAAAGCUCAUGAGCUCAUGCAACAGAACAACUUCUUGGCCAGUGUCAUAUUCAACAGUUCCUUAUUCAGCAAGAACCUCAGAUCAGAGUCUCUCAAACUGCCACCCCAUGUCACAUAUACAAUUCGAACCAGUGUCUUGUACAGCAUGAGAACCGAUAUGGUGAAAAAUCCUUCCUGGAAGUUCCAUCCUCAGAGUCUACCAGCCGAUGGGUUUAAAUAUAACUACAUCUUUGCCCCGUUGCAAGACAUGAUCGAAAGAGCCAUCAUUCUGGUGCAGACAGGGCAGGAAACUCUGGAACCAGCAGCACAGACCCAGGCGAUCCCUUACCCCUGCCACACCAGCGAUCUAUUCCUGAACAACGUUGGUUUCUUUUUUCCACUGAUAAUGAUGCUAACUUGGAUGGUGUCUGUGGCCAGCAUGGUUCGAAAGCUGGUUUAUGAGCGGGAGAUCCAGAUAGAAGAGUACAUGCUGAUGAUGGGAGUACAUCCAACCAUCUAUUUCCUGGCUUGGAUCCUGGAGAGCAUGGCUGCAUUGACCAUAAGCAGUGCUUCCCUGGCCAUCAUUCUGAAAGCAAGUGGCAUCUUCACGCACAGCAAUGCCUUUAUUAUUUUUCUCUUUCUCAUGGAUUUUGGCGUGUCAGUUGUCAUGCUGAGUUACUUCUUGAGUGCAUUUUUCAACCAAGCUAAUACAGCAGCCCUAUGUACAAGUCUGGUGUACAUGAUCAGUUUUUUGCCUUACAUAGUUCUGCUGGUAUUGCAGAACCAGCUAAGUUUUGCCAUUCAGAUAUUUCUGUGCUCUCUCUCGACGACCGCCUUUGGACAAGGAGUAUUUUUCAUUACAUUCCUGGAAGGACAAGAGGCAGGGAUUCAGUGGAAUAAUAUGUACCAGGCUCCAGAACAAGGGGGCAUGACAUUUGGCUGGGUUUGCUGGAUGAUUCUGCUUGACGCAAGCCUUUAUUGUUUAUGUGGAUGGUACUUCAGCAACUUGAUCCCUGUAAAGUCCUGUGGCUCUCAGCACCCUCGACAGGUGCUUGUUGUGUACAAGAUGUUUAAGGUGGACACGAAAGCUCUAGCCACAGGGAAACACAACAGAGAUACCAAACACAACAGAGAUAGAUACCAAAAAGAGGAGAUAAAACCCUCAUUAGUUCUAGUUUACAUGAGAUAA